Messenger RNA from Nymphalis io (European peacock), 1810 nucleotides. RefSeq names its product protoheme IX farnesyltransferase, mitochondrial (gene Cox10). Gene Ontology annotation, cellular component: mitochondrion; membrane. The coding region runs from base 322 to 1596 and encodes 424 amino acids. The transcript has 8 exons. The record is from RefSeq and is a predicted model, not a curated record. Lineage: Eukaryota; Metazoa; Arthropoda; Insecta; Lepidoptera; Nymphalidae. Gene Ontology annotation, biological process: heme biosynthetic process. Gene Ontology annotation, molecular function: protoheme IX farnesyltransferase activity.
UCUCGUUCUCCUGUCAACACAUGCAUAACGUAUUUUAUAGAAAUAAAAAUAAUCUAACAAAGAAAAUAUUUCUAUCAAUACUUUUACAUUGUAACCCAAUUGUAACUACAAUGUGGGAAUGAUGUUUAAAAUAUAAACGCCCUUCAGUAUUCAGUAAGGUUAAAUAACCUAUAGUGUGUUGAUGCUCACAAUUUUCAUUAACAUUCUGUCUAGCAGUAUUCCUUCUUACAAUAUUUUUUUCUGGAAAAAAUAUAUUUAAUAAGUAAGUAAAAAUAUUCCGAGCUAUUUUAUUUAACUAGAAUUGAUGCUGACAUAAAGUACAUGUGUGUCAAAACAAUUAACAUGUCAUACUUAAGGAUCUUGCAUUGCCAUUUAUGCCUUAAACAUGGAACAGUCAAUUUAUGUCCAAAGUCAAUGCUCCUAAAAAAAUGUAGCUAUAAACCAAUUCAACAGCUGGCAAAUAUAUCUUUAUCCUGUCAUCUUAGUAACAAUUCACCCUUAACUACUCAAACUGCAACUACUUCCAUAAAGAAGAAAAGUAAAAAUGUUCCACAAGAUACCAGAAUGUGGAAAGAAACUCCGACUCAUGAUGUUAAGAAUAACUUAGUACAAUAUUCUAUGAUGCUCUCCAAAUUUCGACUGACUUCCCUAGUGGUAAUGACAUCAAUGGCGGGUUACACUCUUGCACCUGCUCCAUUUGAUUUAACAACAUUUGCUCUAUGUACUGUGGGUACAGGCCUCGUGAGCUCUGCGGCAAAUUCUAUCAACCAAUACCAUGAAGUACCUUUUGAUGCACAGAUGUCUCGAACUAAAAAUAGAGUGCUUGUAAAAGGAUUACUAGAACCAGUACAUGCUAUUAGUUUUGCAGCAGCAUCAAGUGUUGCCGGUCUAAGUGUAUUAUAUUUCGGUGUUAAUCCCUUAACAGCAGCACUGGGUGCUGGAAAUCUUGUUUUAUAUUCCUUUAUAUAUACACCAUUGAAGAGAAUAUCAAUAACUAACACAUGGCUUGGCUCUGUUGUUGGUGCAAUCCCACCCUUAAUGGGAUGGGCCGGUUGCGCUGGUGGACUAGACGCGGGCGCGCUAGUGCUAAGCGCGGUGCUGUAUUCUUGGCAGUUCCCACACUUCAAUGCACUUUCUUGGAAUCUGAGGCCCGACUACUCGCGCGCCGGUUAUAGGAUGAUGGCGGUCACUGACCCUGCUCUAUGUAGAAGAGUGGCUUUACGACACACGGGCUUGAUAACAACGACAUGCAUCGGUUCUUCUUAUCUUGGAGUGACAAAUAUGUGGUUUGCGCUUGAGUCCUUACCACUUAAUAUUUAUUUUAUGUACUUAGCAUGGCAGUUCUAUAAAAAAUCAGACAGUGGCAGUUCUCGGAAACUCUUUAGAUUCUCUCUGAUACAUUUGCCAGCACUAAUGUUACUGAUGCUAGUCAAUAAAAAAUAUUGGAGUUCGAGUAAGGCAGAAGAACAUAAUGACACUUUAAAGAUUCAAGAUGUUAACAAACAUCCGGAGUUCGCAAAAGGAAUUACAGUAUUGCCGAGGAGGCCUGUCGUCGCGGCGCAGGAUUCAAAUAUAGAAAAAAACGCUAACGCUUAGUUAAUAACUACGAAAUAGUAGAUAUUUUUUGUAAAUAAUGUACAAUUUACAUUUGUGAUUUUAUUUAUAGAAUUGAGUGUAAGAUAAUAAAUCGCUGGUUACCGAGAUUGUUACAUGGUUAAGUUAUAUUUUGAUUACAAAUCAAUUAGAUGCUUAAUAGGUAAAAUCAUGUAAAUGAAAUAGACAAAUAAUAAAUCCUUAUAUUUAUUUUGUU